Messenger RNA from Cuscuta campestris, 1199 nucleotides. Lineage: Eukaryota; Viridiplantae; Streptophyta; Magnoliopsida; Solanales; Convolvulaceae. The record is from the annotation of a GenBank genome assembly.
UUUAAAAAAAAAUGAAAUCAAACCCUUUCCUUAUCCCAAAUCUCUCUCUCUCUCUCUCCGGGUCUUGUUGAAACGCCGGGUGCUGCUCUCAGCCACCGUUCUUCGGACCGGUCUUCAGUCAAGAGUCUCAGAGACUGGCUGGGUCUCGGCCAUCUGAACCUUUCCUCCGCCCCGUUGCCGCGUCCUCCAUUGUCGCAUGUAUCUGUUUCUCUAAGAUGCAUAUUGGCCUCUAUUUUCCAUACCAAUAAUCCAAACAAAUAUCAGAAUGGCACAUCCCCUUUGCUUCUCCAAACCACCCAUCCGACCACCACUUUCCUCCUUCCUCCCACCUCCACCAUCUUCAAAGCUCUCCAACCCAACAUUCAGCUUCAAAAUUAAACCCAGACUCUUUUCUCUCCACCUCUCAAAACCUGACAAGCUAAUUUCCACGCAUCCCAAAACAUGCUGCCCUAGAGCUGCCCCCCGAGACACAGAAUCCGAUGGAAGAGCCCAAGAAACCCAGUCUCAACCAACAAAUUCAGAUUCCAAGGCUGCAGCUGCUGAUGGAGGCGGUAGACUUGAUGACGAGGUGUCGCGUUUGGCUUCAAGAAUAAGGGAAGCGGCAGACAAAAGGCCGGAUUCUUUGAGCGGGGUGGUGGAGGAGAUAAGGGAGAUCAAUUGGCCGGCUUUCAACAAGGUCUUGGGUACUACUGGAGUGGUGUUGGGGGUUAUUGCUGGGUCCAGUGUCAUUUUGCUCACUCUCAACGCCAUUUUGGCUGAGCUCUCCGAUAGGGUCUUUGCCGGAAUGGGAGUCCAAGAUUUCUUCAGGUGAGCAGAAUUCCAGACAAGGCGCCAGUUUUUGUGUCUUGGAAACAGUCUCCCCACUCCAUAGUAGGGGUAAGGUUAAGACCCUACUUUUGAAGGUAUCUAUUAUUGUUUGCUCUGUUGAUGAUGAUGAUGAUGUAAGGUGUAAUUGCUCAUAUAUAUUGUAUUCUUUUUGCGAAAGGAUCCACUCAUUUCUUUAAUGGCUUGAAGUGGUAGAUGAUGAAUUGAUUUUGCAGGUGAAAAAUGAUUUUAUUUGUGCUUGUAAAUGCCAAUUUAAUUGUGUAAAUUAGAAAUUCUAGAGAGAUUUGACAGUCAUUUAUAUGGUUCCAAAUGAUGGGAAGAGUGAAAUGGGGAUAUAUGCUUUGUGUGAUCUUUCAUAAACUAUCCAAACAGGU